CUGCGCUCCUAUUGGUCAGUCAGGCCUCUACCCAAAUGUCUGGAACCUCAGUUCUGUCACUAGGCUGGGGAGCUGGGGGUGGGGAAGAAGGAAUGCAAGAGCAGAAGCUGAUUGGUCAGCCCACUUAAUUUAGUCCUCCCGAGGAGCAUUUCUGAUUGGUCAGCACGCUGCAUCCAGGGCUGCCGACCGCGGGCUGCUGAAGAGAGUCUGAGGUUCAGAUCUGGAAGCUCUAAGGGAAGCGAAUGCUGCUUCUUGGCAUCUGUACCUGAUUGGCCGUUCCCUGGAGGACCACCAUCCAAUCAGGAGAAGUCUGAAGAGGGAGGGAGCGCGCCCCCUGUAGUCUGCAUCCAUCUAGUGGACAGGUCGGACCAGGGAAUCUUGCUGCGAAAGUCUCCCUGCACUGUGCCUCGACUCAGCUCCGGGACAGUCAAACCCCACUGCACUGGGGUCGGGGGGAGAGUCUGUUGUUAAGGGCCGGGGAUCCACUUUCCUCCUGGUUUCCUACUGGGCCUGAGCAUCAAGAGGUGGCACACAGGACUCCCCACCUCCCCUCCUGGGGCCGAGGCUGCCCCGCUGCCCCCGCAGGAUUUUCUCCCACGAGGCAGUGUCUCCCAGCCAAAGCCCCCUUGGGGGUUCGGAGUGACCGGCCGGGGCCAGAUUGGAAUACUGCCACGCCUGACUUCAUCUCCAAGGAGUGUGAGAAGCCACUUCCCUGUCCUCUAGAAGUCAACCUCUAUGGGGAGAGCCUCCUAGGUAACUCAUUGCUGCUAAGGAUCCAAGAAACACAGCCCCCUUAAAAGGUUUUGAGUAUACGUUCAGAAAGUUGGUGGACAGAAGACUGCAAAGUGAAGAUGUUCUACUACCCAAACGUGCUUCAGCGCCACAGUGGCUGCUUUGCCACUAUUUGGCUGGCAGCAACAGGUGGCACGAGGUUAGUGAAACGUGAAUACCUGAAGGUGGAUGUGGCGGAGACCUGUGAGAAGAUCCUGCAGUACAUUCUGGUGCAAGUAGAGCCACCUCUGCCAGGUGUCCCCAGGCCCCGAUUCUCCCUUUAUCUCUCUGCCCAGCUCCAGUUUGGUGUUAUCCGUGUCUAUUUCCGCCAGUGCCAGUACCUCGUGGAGGAUAUCCAGCACAUCCUAGAGCGCCUACACAGAGCCCAACAGCAGAUCCGUAUUGAUAUGGUGGAAACAGAUGUACCCGGUCUCUUACUGGCUGACCCCUUGACCACAAUGGAGGCCUUGGAAGAUGCCCCUGACCCUUUCUUUGGAGUGAUGGCCAUUGACCCAUACCUUCCUAGUCCCCUCAGCAUCCCACAGGUUCGACACCUCCUGGAAGCCCCAACCCCUGAGAGGAUUGCUAAAGAGAGCCCUCCUCAGGUCUACCCUCAACCCAGGAAGUCAGACAAAUCCCCCAUCACUGUCCCGCUUCCUGAAACCAUCACCCUUCAGGAGGUAGAGCCAAUCCACGUGCUGCGCAUCGAGGGUGAGAAGGACCUACCAGAAAUCUCGAAUCAUGACCUGGACCUGCUGAUGGCUGCAGAGGAUGAAACUAUUUUGUCUGAGGAAAAGGCCAAGAUCCACCCUUCCCAGGAGCACCUCAGCCCCCGAAUACAUCCUGUCCCAGAUGCUGGAGAGUUGGUGGAAAUUCCCCGAGUCCCUGAGCAGGAAAUCAUCCCUAGGCUGUCUCCCUCACCUCCCCCACGGAUCCAAGAGGUGGCAGAACCCUUCUUAGAGAAGGAACUAGUCCCUGAAGAGCCUGGGUUACCAGUCCCAGAGGAAGGUCCUCCACCCCAAGAAGAGAUCCCAGACAUGGAGCUGCUUCUGCCUCGUAUGCCCAGCCUUUUAGAGUCUCCUGUUCGGGUCCCCAGCAGCCCUGAACUGAUUCUCUCAGAGUUGUCCCUACCACCUCAGCCUCCACCUUCCCGUCGCCGGCUCCAGUUGUAUGAUGAGGUGACCCAGAUUACUGCAGAGGAAUUCCAAAAACAAGUUGUACAAACCCAUGCCCAUACCUGGGACUGUCCAAUGGUGCAGCCUUCCAGUCAGAUGAAGAGCCCUGCAGAGCUGUUGAGAACCCCAGUCUAUGCUGGAUGGCUCCACCCAGAGCUACUAAGUCUCUGGACUCGCUGUGCCCGGGUCCCUCCAAAGGAGUUCCAAUAUCGGCAACCCCAAGAGCCUGAAUCUGUAGUUGAGCAGUUAGAGGAAAGGAGAAAGGCUGAGACAAUCAGUGAAAUAGAGACUCUUCGAGAUGCCCAAGAGCCCAGUGGUCCCCUACUAUUGUCUUCAGAACUCUCCUUGGAGGCUACUGAGGAAGAGCGGUCCCGCCUCAGUUUCAUUCCUCCUGAAGAGAGGUGGGGCUUAGGUGAGGCGGAGGUGGAGGUGCCUGUGCUGCCUGUGGUCCCUGAGCUACCAGAACAGCCUGAACUCCCCUUGCAAUUGGCCCCAGAUCUGCAGCUCCUCUCACCAGAGGCUGUGCAAAGGGCUAUUAUAAUGGAGUUACAGGCUUCGGGAGAAGUAGAUUUCAACAACCUGAUUCCUCCCUUUGCUCCCCGUCGGGUGGCUGCUCGGGUCUUCUACUUGCUCUUGGUGCUGUCAGCACAGCAGGUUCUGUAUGUGGAGCAAGAAGAGCCCUAUGGCAGCCUCCUCAUCCGUCCAGGACCUCGGCACCACCACCAUUAGAGAGGACCGUCUCUUUGGAUGUGGCAGAAGACCGAACAUAUUC
Messenger RNA from Dromiciops gliroides (monito del monte), 2718 nucleotides. It is a transcript of the gene REC8, whose product is annotated as REC8 meiotic recombination protein. Gene Ontology annotation, cellular component: cohesin complex; synaptonemal complex. Gene Ontology annotation, biological process: mitotic sister chromatid cohesion; replication-born double-strand break repair via sister chromatid exchange; synaptonemal complex assembly. The transcript is spliced from 20 exons. NCBI's taxonomy places the organism in Eukaryota, Metazoa, Chordata, Mammalia, Microbiotheria, Microbiotheriidae. The record is from RefSeq and is a predicted model, not a curated record. Bases 852 to 2675 code for a protein of 607 amino acids. Gene Ontology annotation, molecular function: chromatin binding; protein binding.